Molecule: messenger RNA, 1323 nt
Organism: Dovyalis caffra
Lineage: Eukaryota; Viridiplantae; Streptophyta; Magnoliopsida; Malpighiales; Salicaceae
Source: the annotation of a GenBank genome assembly
AUGUGGACAAAGAAGGGUGCUAUACGUGGAGAUUACUUAACGUACAUCUACUCUAAAAAACAUUGUAUCAAUCAGCUGUCCUCCAUAAAAACAUUUCACUCCAAACACUUGGCUAAAUCUCCAUUUCCCUUAGUGACCCAAUAUUCUGUUAUUUCUUCAUAUUUGAAUCCCACUGCUAGAAAAUUGAAAGAUACAGACCUUUUAGCUCAAACCCAAAUCCUCCCAAGUUUCAAAUUUGCUACUUUUUACUCAACUAAAGCCCCUUCAAGAUCGUUUAGAAGGAGAAAAAAUAAAAGAGAAAAAGCCAACAGCAAGCCUGUUCUUGAUGAAGCUAAAUUUCAACAAGCAAUUUCCGAACUCCCAUCAAGAUUCACCAAUGAUGAAUUGUGCAAUAUCUUAACACUUGAAGAUGAUCCUUUAGUCUGUUUGGCGCUUUUUAAUUGGGCAUCACAACAGCAUAGGUUUAGGCAUGAUGCAUCUACUUAUCAUGUCACUAUAAAGAAGCUUGGAAUUGCCAAAAUGUAUCAAGAGAUGGAUGAUGUUGUCAACCAACUUCUUGCUGUUCCUCAUAUUGGUAAUGAGGCUUCAUACAAUUCGAUUAUCUAUUAUUUUACAGAAGCAAGAAAGCUGACUAGAGCGGUGAAUAUAUUUAAGCGCAUGAAAAGCAGUAGAAACUUGGAUUGCAGACCAUCUAUUAGAACCUAUAAUAUUCUUCUCACGGCAAUGUUGAGCAGGGGAAGCAAUUCUUAUGUAAAUCAUAUGUAUAUGGAGACAAUGAGAUGCUUGUUUAAGCAGAUGGCAGAUGAUGGGAUUGAGCCUGAUAUUUUCUCAUUGAAUUCUAUGAUAAAAGGCUAUGUUCUUUCUCUGCAUAUCAAUGAUGCUUUGAGAGUAUUCCAUCAAAUGGGUGUGGUCUACAAGUGCUUGCCUAACUCAUUUUCCUACGAUUAUCUGGUCCAUGGAUUAUGUGCACAAGGGCGAACAAAUAAUGCUAGGGAGAUGUUUGAUGAAAUGAAGGAAAAAGGAUUUGUCCCAAGCAACAAGUCAUACAACUCGUUCGUGAAUGCUUUGGCUCUUGGUGGAGAAGUUGAGGAAGCGGUAAAUUAUUUGUCGGAGAUGAUUGAGAAGCACAGGUCAGUUGAUUUAAUCACAUACAGGACGAUAUUGGAUGAGAUCUGCCGGCGAGGAAGGGUUGGGGAGGCCACGAGAUUGUUGAAGGAGUGGCAAGAAAAAGACCUAGUGGAUGGGAUUACUUACAGGAAGCUUCUAUAUGUGCUCGAAGAUGACUUUGGAAAUUCAAAUGACAUAGAACGGUUCAGGUAUUAA